Raphanus sativus (radish) is the source of this 1017-nucleotide messenger RNA. RefSeq lists its product as uncharacterized. Lineage: Eukaryota; Viridiplantae; Streptophyta; Magnoliopsida; Brassicales; Brassicaceae. The record is from RefSeq and is a predicted model, not a curated record. Gene Ontology annotation, molecular function: nucleic acid binding. The coding region runs from base 1 to 1017 and encodes 338 amino acids. The transcript has 2 exons.
AUGGCCGCCCUGAGUAGGUUCAUCUCUAGAUUAACUGACAAGUCGCAUGCUUUCUUCGAAACCUUGAAGGACCCCAAGGACUUCCAAUGGACUGAUAAAUGUGAGCAAACCCUAUCCGAUCUCAAGGACUAUCUCACUACUCCACCUCUCCUCUCAAAGCCCUUGGAAGGGGAAGUCCUACUGCUCUAUCUGGCAGUAUCAGAGCAUGCAGUCAGUGCUGUCCUGGUAAGGGAGGAAGGAAGGAAACAGCAUUGUAUCUACUACGUUAGCAAAUCGCUGCUAGACGCGGAGACCCGCUAUAAUCACCUUGAAAAGCUAGCCCUCGCCUUAGUUAAUGCGGCCCGAAAGCUACGCCACUACUUCAAGGCUCAUCAAAUCGUGGUGGUCACUUCUUUCCCCAUCAAAGCAGUCCUUCACAAGCCAGAAGUGUCUGGACGACUAGCAAAAUGGGCCAUAGAGCUGGGAGAGUACGAUGUUAUCUUCCGACCUGCAACGGCUAUCAAAUCGCAAGUCCUGGCAGAUUUCGUAGCCGAAUUCUCUCCUGUUAUGCUUCCAGCCCUGGAACAAGAGGUAAAGCUUCGUGAUAGCGAAGGGGAGAAAGGCGAAUGGACGCUGUACGUUGAUUGGUCUACACCACGACAUCCCCAAUCAAACGGUCAAGCCGAGUCCACUAACAAGACGGUGGUGAAUAUGCUCAAGAAGUGCCUAGAAGACGCCCAUGGGCGAUGGGCAGAAGAGCUGCACAGAGUACUCUGGGUCUAUCGGACCACUCCGAAGACGGCCACCCAGGAGACUUCCUUCUCACUUGUUUAUUGUGCUGAAGCGGUAAUACCCACGGAGGUGCACAUAAGGACCACGGUCUCUGAAUUCCUCUCUGAGGAGGAGAACAACGAGCUAAUGUCCCUGAGUCUAGACCUACUCGAUGAAAAGAGAGAGGCGGCCCGCCUUAUAAACGUAUCCUACCAGUUGAAAGUAGCCAAGAGCUAUAACAAGAAGGUCAGAUACAGCACCUUCUAG